This is a messenger RNA of Drosophila bipectinata, 5509 nucleotides long. RefSeq names its product zinc finger domain-containing protein tiptop (gene tio). Lineage: Eukaryota; Metazoa; Arthropoda; Insecta; Diptera; Drosophilidae. Gene Ontology annotation, cellular component: nucleus. Gene Ontology annotation, biological process: regulation of transcription by RNA polymerase II. Gene Ontology annotation, molecular function: DNA binding; DNA-binding transcription factor activity, RNA polymerase II-specific. The record is from RefSeq and is a predicted model, not a curated record.
ACGGGAAAGGACUGUCGCUCGGCGUCGCAAAAAUGGCAAAAAUUACAUAGAUACACUAGGACGGAACGAAAUCAUGUCGCACGUUGCCAUUGCCAUUGUUGUUGAGUUUCCGGUCAGGAGUGGAAGGCAGCGAAGACAGCAGCUUAGCUUAUUUUCUCAAAAAAAUAUACAAGAUUUUCAAAAUCUCUAGUCCUCGUUAAAGAACAACGUGAAAAAUACAAAAAAAAUAAAAUAAAUAAAUAAUCGUAAAUCGUAAAUCAUUAAAUUAAUAGCCUUACCAAUACUAAUACAGCUAAACACACAGCUGUUGUGCGGACAGAAAGUGUGGAGAAAGAAGAGGAAGUGAAAUUGGCGGCAGUUUGACCGCAACAACAACAACAAUAACAACAAACACUCUUGCAACACACACACACACUCAUUGAUUCGCGUUCGUCAUCAGUCGUCGGUUGUGCCCCAGCGCCUCCCUACCCCCCAGCACCCCCAAUACCCCAUCACCUCGCCUCCCUGGCAUUGUGACAUUUGAUUUAUUUGACGUGUGUGUUUUUGAUAGAAGCUCAACACGAAACUGACACGCAAACACACACACACGCACAUACACCACCGAAUGGCUCAAGAAUUUAUUUGUUGAACAAAAAUAAAAAUAAAAAAAAAAAAAUCCAAAGCAUUCUCUCACUCGUUAAGUGCGUUUGUCGUUCCGCGUAUGUUUGAUGUGAAAAAAAAAGUGACAACCAAAUAGAAUCGAAAACCAAAACCCCAGAAAAACACACAAAAAUCUAUCGCUAUCAAUGGCCAGACGAAAUUAAUUGCCAAACAGCCAAAACAGCAGCCAAAAUUAAUCUAGAAGACCCCCGAAAAUAAUCUCACAACAAAAUGAUGCUACACGAGGCUGUCAUGCUGGAAAUCUAUCGCCAGGCUUUAAGUGCAAGGUCCCUUGUUUCCCCAAAUUUCAGUGAGUUGGCCAGCCCGCGAUGCCAAUCCCGGGAAUCCAACACCUCAACGGGAGCCGGUGUGGUACCCAGUGAUGUCCGGUGUCCUUCGAAUGAGUCCCAUUGCUCGGCCAACGAUUGCCUGACCCCAGCGCCAACACCGACUCCCACGGCCACGCCUACUUCUCCACAUCCCGUGGGCCUGCCGUUGACGGCGACGCUUCCCCCCGCGGCUGCAGCUGCUCUGUUGCCGCCGCAGUCGGCGGCGAUGGCUGCCUACCUGGCGGCCGCCCAGCAGAAUCACCUGCUGCUCACGAAUCCUCUGGCGGCGGCCGCUUCGCUGGUCCAGCAGGCGACCCAGCAGGCGGGGGACUCGCCGCCAGCGCUGGACUUUAGCAGGAAACGUGCCAGCAGCGAGGGUGACGACGACGAGGAGGAAGAAGAGCCGGAGCAUGGUCCAGAGACAGAGGCCGAGCAGGAUGUCCAGGGCGAUACUGGACCACUGGACCUAUCGGUGAGUACGCGGAAGAGGCAGGAGGCACCCGACUCCCCGCCAGCCAGGAAGGUUCCGCGAAGCAUCUCGGCCGACUACAAGUCACCCCUGCCCCCCGGCAGCUGGGUGCCUCCCAUCAACCCCUACUUGGCAGCCGUGGCGGCCAAAACUGGUGGACUGGGCAACCCGAAACUGGGGCCAAGCGAAGCCACCAAGGCACUGGAGAAAAUGAGCGAGAUGAGCCGACUGGAGACGCCGCCACCAGGUAGCCGGAACUCAGCGGGUGUUUCCACCUCGUCGUCGUCGUCCUCGGGAUCCGGGGGUGCGGCGGCUGGAGGCGGCACCACUUCCGGUGGCCGACACAGUGCCUGGCAGUCCCACUGGCUGAACAAGGGAGCCGACACGGCCAAGGAUGUGUUCAAGUGCGUGUGGUGCAAGCAGAGCUUCGCCACCUUGGCCAGCCUGACCACCCACAUGAAGGAGACGCAGCACUGCGGCGUCCAGAUUCCAUCACCCUCCUCCUCGGGGGCAGCAGGAGCCUCGAGUGCUCCUCCCGCUUUCGCGACUGCCCCCUCCACGUCGAACUCGGCCUGCUCCAGCAGCAGUAGCUCCACGUCCAGCUCCUCCAACUCCUCCAAGUCGGAGCUGAACAUGCUGAUCAAGGAAACCAUGCCGCUGCCCAGGAAACUAGUGCGCGGCCAGGACGUUUGGUUGGGCAAGGGUGCGGAGCAGACCCGCCAGAUCCUCAAGUGCAUGUGGUGCGGCCAGAGCUUCCGGUCGCUGGCCGAGAUGACCAGCCACAUGCAGGAGACCCAACACUACACGAACAUCAUUUCACAGGAACAGAUCAUCUCCUGGAAGUCGGGCGACGACCGGGAGCGACCCUCGAACGGUAGCCAAGGACCGGGAGGACCCCCUUCGGCAGCUGCCUCGGCCGCUCCUGCCCCUUCCAAUGCCACGGCCGCCUCGGUAAGUGCUGUGCUCACCUGCAAGGUGUGCGAUCAGGCCUUCGGCACCCUCAAGGAGCUGAGCAGCCACAUGGCCCAGCAGUCGCACUACAAGGAGUCGCCAUCCUCGUCCGUCUCCCCACCGGCACCGGGUGCUGGCAACUCCAAGAGGGCCCGGCAGAAUCGCAACGAGAAGCGCAAGAAGUCGCUGCCGGUGCGGAAGCUCCUCGAACUGGAGCGUUCCAGCUCCAACUCCAGCCUGGACUCGGCCCUGAAGCCGCUGCGGGACUUUGCGGCCGCCACGAAGAUCACCUGCGAGAAGUGCGGCAGCAAGAUCGAAACAGCCUUGUUCGUGGAGCACAUCCGCAAGUGCCUGGGUGAGAGCAUACCCAUCCCGCCUAGGAGGCCAGCGCAGGGUCUGGAUCGCAUGCCGAGCCCCAGCUCUGGACUGGGUGGCGAGAAGCCUCCGUCUGUGCUGAACGCCCUCGAGCAGCUCAUCGAGAAGAGCUUCGAGUCGAGGGGCGGAGGCCGUAGUCUGGGAACCCCUGGGGGCUACUCCGAAACUGGAACUCCUCUGGGGGCCAGCAUUCUGAAGCGUCUGGGCAUCGACGACAGCAGCGACUACACCAAGCCACUGAUGGACGCCCAGGCGAUGCACAUGAUGCGCUCCUCGUACGCUUCCCGAGAUCGCAGUGCCAGCGAAUCUAGCUCCGCCAGUCGAGUGGAGUCAUCCUACACUCCGGACAGGCAGCAGGCAACACCUCGCAGGACUCCGGAUACGCCAGCGCCGCCUCCUCCGCCGCCGCCACCACCCGCUACGAUCAAGGCGGAGCCCAUGGAGGUGGAGCCGCAGGCGGGAUCAGACGACCGAGAGGGCGGCAGUCCCAGGCAGCACAUUCAGGUAAAGAAAGAGUUCUCCAUGGAGCCGAGUCGGGAGAGUCCACGGUCGGCCAGUGAAUCGCCAGCGCCCCAAACGGGAACCGCCCCAGCUGCGGAUAGUGGCAGCCUCCUGGCCCUGAAUUCCAUGUUCGAUCAGCUGAGCGGGGCAGAGACCAACAACAACAACACAGGACACUGCUUUAACAACAACAAUCCUUCGACCAACAUCUCCUCGAAAAAGCCCAAGGCCCAUCCUUUGGCGGCUCUCCAAAAGCUGUGCGAUACCACGGACCCCCCUGCCUCGAACACACGCAGCAGUGCCUCCUCCACAGGAUCUGGAUCGGCAUCGGCGGCGGUGGCCUCCUCGAACGGCAGCGACCUGGUGGCCUUCAGUUGGGCCUGCAACGAGGCUGUCCUGAGCGCCAGCAGUGGAGCUGGCGGGGAUUCGUCCAUUAUCAAGUGCUCCUUCUGUGAUACGCCGUUCGGGUCGAAGGGCGCCUACCGCCACCACCUCUCCAAGGUGCACUUCGUGAAGGAUGCUGGCGAGGAUUCGCCGCGUCUAAAGUCCCCGAUGGCCCAGAGUCCCUCGCCGAAGAGAUCUACGUCGCGGAGUCCUGCGACAGCUAUGCAGCAGCAACCGCCUCCAUCGCCCACCAUCAACCCGUACGACGAGAGUCCCCAGUCCAAGUUCCUCAAGUACACGGAGCUGGCCAAGCAGUUGUCCUCCAAGAAUGCCUAAGGAUCCAAGGAUAAGGAAAACAGUUUCAAGAAAUAUUUCAAGUGACUUCUCCAAAAGGAUAUUCUGAAAGGAUAUCCCUUAUAAUUCCCAACUGUAAAGUCAAGAACUGAGAUUCGAGGACUCACUCUCUGCAGUGAUUUCUGAUCGCCGAGAGUCUGCGAGAUUUGUUUGCUAAUUCGCGCUCUUGAGCGACUCGUUGCUCUCCCCCAAUCUUUUGCAGUCGCUCUCUGUGGCGCUCACUCAAUUUGGGAUUUCCCCUCUUUGCUGAAUUGCCAAGCAUUUCCCCUGACAUUCCCCAACAUGUGACGUCACCUCGACGAAGUGCUGGUCCGUUUUUAUUGUUUCCCAAUCGGACAUCAUGCUAUCGCACUCACAGUGCAAGCGAGAGGCAACGACGAGUGGAAUUCAAUUACCACCGUUUGACGAACUGCUGUCGGGGAGCCUGAUGAGACGGCUAUAUAGACGGUACGGGCAUGAACAGUUUGACGAAAGGCGACGACACGAGUUCGUCAAAGUUGGAUUGGAUGGAGGCAUAGACCUUCCUCCAACCCCAACCCCAACUACAGACCGAGACCGAGUGGUUGGGGAAAGAUAGCCGGGUAGUGAGUGAGCCAAACUAUUGAGCGGAACUGGUUUUCGAGUGCGAAAUAGACUCGACUCAAAGAUAAUACUAUAAAGAUUAUUUAUUAAUUAUGCCGCAGUUCCUGGUCUAAAGAAUCGAAUAGAAAGCGUGCCAAAAAAAAUUCAAAAUACUUAAUUAUAAUGCUAAAACAAUUAAAUCACUACACUUAAGCAAUUACAAACGAACGAAACGCAGUAUACGUAAACAGAAAAUUUAAAAAUGUUAACCUCAUUGACGAUUGCAUUUUCCGUUGGCAAGAAUCUUUUAACCCUAAACGAGAUAAUGCAUCAAAUUAAUGUAAAUAUUUAGCUAGUAGCACUUUCCUUCCAUAUGUCUAAAGAUUAUCAAUAUAUAUAUAUACAUACAAAGAAAAGAUAUAGAAAGUCGAAAUCAAAAGGUAGCCACAGCAACGCAUGUAUACGCAACAAAUUAUAGAGAAACAAUUUUAAAAAUUAUAUAUACUCCAACAUAUGAACCUUAUAUAUAAAAAAAAAAAUAUAUAUAUAUACACCCAUGUAUACCAGCAACUCCAAUCUCAACAAUAACUAAGAUGUAUACCUACGUGAAUCUUAAUAAUCUAACCUAAGAUUUAAACCUAAGAAUUGCAGAAUGUAAAACAUUUCAUUAUCUAUCAACAACAAUCAUUAUCAUCGUAAUCUAUUGUCGGAUAUCAUUUAAAUCUACGAUAUACUACGAUAACUAUGUAUACGACUUGUAUUUGAGUUUUUGUGAUAUUAUUUUUAAAUCGAAACCGUUUGCUUCCUUUUGACCUCACGACCCUAGUCCCAAUGUCCCCUAGACCUGUACACCUCUUGUAUCCUGCAACACCUCCCACCCCCUUGAAAACCCUUCUAGACUGUAAGUGUAAGUUAUAUAAUAAUGCAAUAAAGGCGCAGCAUUCAA